AUGAAUUCAUAUUUAAUAUUAUUAAAAAAUAUUCUAAUUAUCAUCUUGUCACUGGAUGAGACGUGUAACAUUAAAAUUGAGCAAAUUGUCGAUCAUUUCAAAACAAAUUCUUCAAUUCCUCAACUGGAAUGGCAAAACAUCAACACAGAUUCGUUUGAAGAUUUAAAUGGCUCAACAAAUUCUCCACUUCCAUCAUUGGAGUCGUCAGAAGAAUCUUCAACUUCAAAUGCGGUCGACAUCAAAGAUUCUUUGAAUUCCGUGUCAAAAGCAAUUUUAAGUGAUCUUGUGAAAACUUCUGGGUUUAAGACAUUUCUUGGAGCACCCAGACCGGAACCUCAACCUUCACCUUCAGAUGAUGAAAGCGACGAUGAUAAAAUAUUAGAAGACUGCCCAAUUGAUUGUUGGGGACAAUAUGUUGAUAUUGAAGGCGACUGUUACAAAGAAUGCCCCGAUGACAAAUUUCUAGUCUUCUUCGUUAUUGAUUUGAACACAGUCAACUGCUGUUGUGGAUUAUAUUAG
Clunio marinus is the source of this 519-nucleotide messenger RNA. The record is from the annotation of a GenBank genome assembly. Lineage: Eukaryota; Metazoa; Arthropoda; Insecta; Diptera; Chironomidae.